Seminavis robusta is the source of this 1351-nucleotide messenger RNA. The record is from the annotation of a GenBank genome assembly. Lineage: Eukaryota; Bacillariophyta; Bacillariophyceae; Naviculales; Naviculaceae.
GAUCUAUUGUACUGAUACCUACCGCCACUUACCGUGAGGCAUCAAGCGAGGCCUUGUGGCAUCUGAUCGGUCGGUGGUAGCAUUUCCUGCUGGAUGUUCAGAUUUGAUUCUUCAUGAGUGGCUCUGGAGCAGCAGGAUGCUACAGUAGUAGCUAUCCAUCUCCAAGGCAAACUGCUACCCCCCUUCUUCUCACAAGCGGCGCUCAAAGUUUGUUUGACCGCCGCUUGUGGGCCUGUUGCCGUAGCUAGCUGAGAGUUGUUGGUCUCCACAGGCAUAAGGAAUAGCACCUCAGUGUUACAGGCCCAGUCUAAAAGUUCUACAUUGUGUAGACCUCAGUGGCAUCUGACUGUGUCAAUCGUGCCGACGGUGGAAAGCGUUAAGGAGGCCUUGUGGGAAGUGGGAGGUGCGCCCAAAGAUUUGCGGAGUGAACUUGUAGAAAAAUCUUUGGCGAUGAUGAUGUUGUCAGGCGGUUGUCUUGCCUCUCCGACUAUUAGUAAGGCAUUGCAGAAACACAUGCAACUGAUGCAAUGGAAAACUCACAUGGUGGCAGGGUCCCGCUGUGGAUCUGAAGGACCCGUUUCUUUUGAAAUUUUGGUUCUGAUCUUUGCAAGGAUUGGCAUUUGAGGACAGAAGGCCCCGUCCCGGAUGUGAGAUGGCCCACAACUUUCAUGGAAGUCGCUUUAUAAAUAGCAUCCCUCCACAAUGGCCAGGAACAAGCUAUUAUUCUACACUUCUCUUGUGUUGUAUAUUCUCGUGUCCUCAUCCCAAGCAGCUGCCACGAACAAGCCCUUGUUCGAACAGAACCAACAGAACGAUGAAAAACAUGGACACGGACUUCGUGGUCUGACUGGCAAUCCCAAACUGCAGGAUAUGUCGAUAGGUUUGGGAAAUCCCAAGUUGAACUAUGUUGCCGGAAAGACGCCAACCCGAUUACCUACCCCAUUGCCGACAUCGCCACCAGUUCCAACCGUAAGCCCUGCUCCUUCGGAUCGGCCUUCAACUGUUCCGUCCGAAGCGCCCAGCCCCAGUCCUACACCGCCCCCUACUCCCAUUCCGGUGCCAAUAACCCCGGCACCGACACCAUUGCCCACGUUCGCGGCAGCAACACCUUACUCAGCCUCCUGCAGCCAAGGAAGCCCGUUUUGGACUGACCCGACUUGGGCAGGUCGGGUCCAGUGCACAAGCACCACAGACUGCAGAAAUACGCUUGUGCCAAACAAUUGUUGCUUGGUAGACGUGUGUCUUUGUGGCUUCUUCCGGCCUGGAUUCCAAGAUGGUACGCUGUGUAGUAGAUUGUGAAUGGGAAUGCUUGAGAUAGCCAUCAUUACGUAAUAGUCCACAGAAAUGUACC